UACUCUAAUCAAAUGUAAGAUUGUUUAAACAAAAGUUCUCAAGAUCUGAUAUUGUUUUGACAAAAUAUAAGACAUUAAGAUUCAAUAAAAAGAUUAGCAAUAGCAUUUAAAGGGAAAAUAAAUUAAAACAGAAGUAUUUUGACUAUUCUCUGAUUUUGGACAGCAUUGUAAAUCAUUCGAAAACACUGUACACAACAAAAUAUACACAUAUGUAGUGUGCUCAAAUUAUGAGAUCAUAAGUAUGAUCUCCAAAAAAAAUCUUUCUGUGCUUUUUUACCUAAUACAUGUGGGGUCAAUAUGUGCAAUGCAAAGUGUGUGUGUGUGUGUGUGUGUGUGUGUGUGUGUGUGAAAGAGAGAGAGAGAUGUCCCAUGUCCCCACCCAGUUUUUGGUUUUCCAUACCCCUCCUUCUGUUGUACCCUCUCCUCCCCCUUUCUCUUGUCUGUAUAAAGAGGGGGUGAAGCUACAUUGUCUCGACUGGACAUUCACACUCAUCAGGUCAUCUGUCUAUCUAUCCAUCCCUCUGGGGAGAGAGAAGAGAGAGAGAGAGAGUGAAUAUCGCCAUCUGAAACUCUGGAAAAGUUGGAAGCCUGAGAACCGACUUGAGCUGCGCAUUCACUAUAGCGGCAACUCAUACGAGUUCAGAGAAAAAUUAACGAGACCGACGGAGACAUAACAGGAUUUGAAGGUUACCUGCGUGCUCUCACAGAUACCGGAGACUCCUGAGGACACUCGGGUCUGACUCUCACAGCAUCACCAUGAGAUUCUUCCAUCCUCUCUAUCUCCUUCUGCUGCUGCUCACAGUCCUGUUCAUCACCAGCGCCGAGAGACAAGAUUUCCUCAACCUGAGGCGGAAAUACCGCAGACACAACUGUCCAAAAAAACGCUGUCUGCCUCUUCACUCCAGAGUGCCAUUCCCUUGAGGUUUCACAACUACUCAAGUCCGCAACUAUGACGUCUUGUCAAGCCUUAAGAAAACCAAAGAUCACAGUGAUGGAUGGGAAAUGGGAGAGGAGUUUCAUAUCAGACUCGCCGAGGACUGUUUGUUUGCCUGUAUACAGUAAUCAAGCCACGCUAGUCACUUCUGCAAAGGAAGUGUGUUGUUUUAUGAAUGUUAAGCGAAUAAGCCAUGGGGGCAUCAACUGCAACCAAACAUGCUGAAAACUCAUCGCCCGACCGGUUCGAGUUUGUCAGAAUCAUUGUAAAUAGUAAAAACUGAUAUGUGUUUAUAUGUAAGUUAUGCACUUCAAAUGUUUUAUUAUUAUCCUGAUUAAAUAAAAAAGUGUAUUG
Messenger RNA from Puntigrus tetrazona (Sumatra barb), 1288 nucleotides. RefSeq names its product apelin receptor early endogenous ligand (gene apela). The transcript is spliced from 3 exons. The record is from RefSeq and is a predicted model, not a curated record. The coding region runs from base 757 to 921 and encodes 54 amino acids. NCBI's taxonomy places the organism in Eukaryota, Metazoa, Chordata, Actinopteri, Cypriniformes, Cyprinidae. Gene Ontology annotation, molecular function: apelin receptor binding. Gene Ontology annotation, biological process: apelin receptor signaling pathway; heart development.